UUAAGAAAUAAAUAAGGGCUUUUAAGUUGCAUAAGCAGAGCGCUUUUGGUCGCUGGCUUCGCGCUCGUGUAUGAGGGUAGCGCGUGCGGUCGGUAGGCAGACUUUUCUAUUUUGUACAUACAUUAUUUUGUAUAUACUGUUUAUGAUGACUUCAGUGGUUGCUGAUGCUGCCCGGGGCAAUCGGGACAGAGCCCUACCACAAACCACACACACCUCACAGCCACAGAAACAGAUACAGGCCACAGCGGAACAGAUCCAACUUGCCCGGAUGAUAUAUGACAAAAAUGAUGCAGAUUUUGAGGGCAAAGUCCAACAGCUCAUGGAGGUCACAGGCAAAACUCAGGACGAGUGUAUGGUAGCCCUUCACGACUGCAAUGGAGAUGUCAACAGGGCUAUCAACUUCCUGCUGGAGGAGGUCAUUGACAAGGACUCAUGGGAAACGGUUGGCAAGAAGAAAAAUGUUGGAAAAGAAGGGACCCCAGCAGAGAAAAGAGGAGAAAGGGAAGGCAGGGGCCGCGGGGGUCUGAACAGACGCGGCCGAGGGGGCAGCCGCAACCACGAAGGGCGGUCAGAAGAGAACGUGUUUGAUUCGGCUCCAGGAGAGAGAGGAGACCGAGGCCGCAGAGGAAGAGGGAGAGGCGUUGUCUCAGGAGCCGGAGGUCGAGGUAGAGGCCGAGGAGCUGGAAUAAGCAGGACGUUUAACCCUGUAGACUACAGCAGCGCAGUUGAAGCAGGAGAAACUGGAACUGAGACUACUGAAGGAGCAGGAGCCUGGAUGGACAAUCUGGAAGAUUGGGCUGCAGAAGACUGGAAUGAAGAUCUCUCUGAGACCAAAGUGUUUACUGCCUCCAGUGCUCUUGGCUCCAAGAACCACGUGCAGGGGAUGGAGCUCAGCUCUCUGUUGUCUAAGGAGGCGGAUGGCGACUCUGAUCUGGCCGGCUUAGAGCUGUCGUCCCCAGGUACUCUUACUCAGAGCCUGGUGUUCACCAACUCCCAGCAGCACGGCAGUCGAGCACACACACACAGCUAUGCCUCCGCAGCUGCCGGCACUUAUGCACACGCUGCAUCGUCCAUGCUGGGACCCCGACACCCCCACAAUGAUGUGCAGAAAGCAGAACCAAUCAGCGCACUCCGAGUCGCACCUGUUACCAAUCAGGUCCACGGGGGUCUGAGUAAUGGCGCUGCAUCUAAAGAAUCCACCGCUCCGGCGCCUCCAGAGCCAACGCCUAAGAGUUUGAAUGAACCAAAGGAGACCCCUGUUACAGUAGCUCAGCUGGACCUGAAGGGCCAACCUGACCCGUCCCCCAUCCUCAGUCAACUGUCCCAGAAUUCAGCACUCCAGUCGGACCUGCCGGCUCAGGCCCGAAACCAUGCCGUACUCCCCCCACACGACGGACCUUUGCAAUCGCUGCAACCCCUCUCUGAACCUGCCGGAACCAUGGCUGAGCCCUCACAGCCCAAAAACAUCAGACCGUUGAGGCGGAGAGCGCCCCCUCCUUCUAAGAUCCCCUCUUCUGCAGUGGAGAUGCCAGGUUCAGCUGAUGUAUCUGGCCUGAAUGUACAAUUUGGUGCACUGGAUUUUGGAUCGGAUUCCAAAGUGGAAAAUCUCAACCAGUCGGAAACCGGUUUCCAGGAACCUGCGGCCGCUCCUCAAAACCAGAGCAGCCUGUAUUCCAAAUCCAGUGCCGUCAGUGAGUCUCUCAGCGCUUUGCCUCCGGCCGUGAUCGAGUCCAGUUACCCAACAGCCUCUCGGAGUUUACAAAGCACUACUGCCCCUCCUGUGUUGGCUCCAACAUCUAAUAGCAGAGCGGAGUCCUCCACCACCACCCCUCUCAGUAAUGGAUUCGGUGAAAUAAGGUCGUCCAGCACACAGGACGCUGUCCUGUCCAACCCCCCGCAGCCCGUGUCCUCAAUUUUACCCAGUGAGAACGGCUUGUCGACCCUUUCAUCAUCUUCAUCAACAUCAGUGCCUGCCCUCAACACAUCUCUUAGCAGUUGUAAUUCUCUCGGAUCUUCUGUGCCCGCCAGCUCUUCCCUGAGUUCCCAAAUGGGUGGUGACGUGAGCGCGAGCCUGCCCGUGUUCUCCAGCUCUGUGUCCAGCGCUGCGGUCAGCUCAAAUGGAAUAGCCAGCGGAGCACAGAACCUCACUGUUAACGGCACAUCCGCUCCCUCUACUGGCCGCUCUCUACCGCUGCAGACCUCAAUCACCCCUUCCACCAACUCCGGUAAAGCUCCUCCUAAUCUAGCUCAAGGAGUCCCGCCACUGUUGGCCAGUCAGUACAUCAUGGGGCCCGGUGGGCUCCUUCCGGCAUACCCGCCGAUCUAUGGAUAUGAAGACCUACAGAUGAUGCAGUCCCGCCUGCCCAUGGAUUAUUAUGGAAUGACCUUCCCUGGUACAGCGUUAGCUGGCAGAGAUGGUGGAUUAGGAAGCAAUCCCUACUCAGGUGAGCCCACUAAAUUCGGACGCAACGACUCGAACUCCCCGGCCCCCGCCACCAGCCUCUCUUCAGUGCCCCCUUCACAGACCCAGAGCUCCGUUCCUCAAAAUCAAGGGCCGCAGAAUCCAGGCCAAGCCCAACAGGGUCAGACCCAGGCCUUCCUCAACCCUCCCCUGCCCCCAGGUUAUGGCUACACCAGCCUGCCCUACUACCCUGGAAUGCCGGGAGUGCCCAGUGCCUUCCAGUAUGGUCCCACCGUCUUCAUGCCCCAGGCAUCCACGAAGCAGCACACUAUGGGCCCGUCCAGCCAAUACCAGCACCAGGCUGGAUACAGCCAACACGCAUAUGGAGCAGGUUUCGAUGAGCUGUCCCAGGCUCAUGCUGUAGGGGACUAUGGGAAGGGAGGAUAUGGAGGCAACUCUCAGUCCCAGGCCAAAGCCAUGAGUAACAGCGCGGGAAAAGCACCAGGAAUGAUGUCUGGAUCAGCAAGCUCUGAGCUUACUGGAACAGUGUACAGUAAGACUCAGACGUUUGACAAGCAGGGGUUCACUACAGCGGCAGCCCCUCCCUUCAGCCUGCCCUCAGCUCUUGGAGGAACAGGGCCGCUCAACCCCACAGGUGCCCCCGGAUAUGCCCCAGCACCAUACUUACACAUCUUACCCCCUCAUCAGCAGCCCCCUUCACAGCUACUGCACCACCACAUGGCUCAGGACACACAGGGCCAACGCAGUCAGUCCAGUAGCAUGCAGAAGAAUCAGGCCAAGUCCAACUACAGCAACUCUCCCUACUGGGCUAACUGAACAUUUCCUUUCUACUGUUACUGUUAUACGAAAGCCCAAAUCUAUGACUACACCGGCAACCGCAAACACACACCAUACCAAUUCUCCACCGCCCCCCCAUCCAAUGUUUUCCUCUGUUUUUUUCCAUUUUGUUUCUUCUCCGAAUUAGGUUUUCAUGUAAGAUAUUUAUGUGUAAGUAUUUAUAUAUACUGUAAAUGUUAAGAAGCCGAAAAUGAGAUAUGGUUGCUCUGUUUUAUUUUUUGAAGGACUUUUGGUAAAAACUGCUGAGAUGUAGCAAAAACUAAUAAAAGGAAAAGCAUUUUGAGGAAAACUUAAGAGACAUUGUGAUGAAUGCUGGAGCAGUGACAGUGGAGGUAUUGUGUGGGGGGGUUCACUCAUUCAAACACUGAGAGGUUCACACACGUAAAGAGCGUUCUACUCUUGAGCCAUUCUCUUUGAGGAUUGUACAAUGGUUCCGAAAUUCAGUUCUGUCACAUGACGGAGAAGAGAAAACAGCCCAAUAAUUUUAUAUUUUACUCUUGUUGCCCUCUGAAUAAAGGUUCUGAGCAAUUCAAA
Messenger RNA from Triplophysa dalaica, 3793 nucleotides. It is a transcript of the gene ubap2b, whose product is annotated as ubiquitin associated protein 2b. Gene Ontology annotation, molecular function: protein binding. The coding region runs from base 71 to 3238 and encodes 1055 amino acids. The record is from RefSeq and is a predicted model, not a curated record. Lineage: Eukaryota; Metazoa; Chordata; Actinopteri; Cypriniformes; Nemacheilidae. Gene Ontology annotation, cellular component: nucleus; cytoplasm. The transcript is spliced from 27 exons.